Oncorhynchus keta (chum salmon) is the source of this 3083-nucleotide messenger RNA. Its product is annotated as interleukin-10 receptor subunit beta-like. Bases 137 to 946 code for a protein of 269 amino acids. NCBI's taxonomy places the organism in Eukaryota, Metazoa, Chordata, Actinopteri, Salmoniformes, Salmonidae. The transcript is spliced from 7 exons. Gene Ontology annotation, molecular function: protein binding. The record is from RefSeq and is a predicted model, not a curated record.
GUAGUUACGCUUACCUCGCAAUUCUCAGACCAUUCAGAAAGUUGGCAAGACAAACUCUCAAGAGCAGCCGCAAGAAGAAUAUAGCCAACAAAACAUUUCAGUGUCGUUGGAUUACAUUGAAAAUCUCUUGGAUAACAUGCAAUCUACAGUUUUUACCAUCUUGUUUGUCAAAGUAUGUUUAACUUUACAUGGAAUUACAGCAGUGUUAGCCAAACUUCCAAGUCCCAGUAACAUCAGGAUUAACUCUGUCAACAUGGGACUAGUGUUGGAGUGGGAUGCACCUCAGAACCACACAGAAAACAUAACCUACAGCGCAGAGUACAGGGGCUUGGUCAGCAGCUAUGAAGUUGUAUGUUGGAACACAACAGCCCAAAGCUGCGACUUCACCAGUCAUCUAAACAAAUUUGGAGUGUACAUUUUCCAAGUGAGGGCAGAACGAGAGGGGGACACAUCUCGCUGGAUGAAGACUGAGUGGUUUGUCAUGGAUGAACACACCACGCUAGGCCCUCCCGGUGUGACUCUUGUCUCCAGUGGUGCUGUCAUUGAAGUGAGCAUCAACGACCCAGUGCUCAGGAUCUCUGAGUUCAAAGACGUAUACAACCACGCAAACUUUAACAUCACCUACUGGAAAGAGGGUCAGGAGGAGAAGGACAAAAAUACAAAAUGCACCCCACUUCGUAAAGUGGUCUUGGCGCUGGAGCCAUGGACCAGGUACUGUGUUCAGGUCUGGGUGUACACCCAGAGGUUCUCCAAACACAGCCAGCCCAGCAAUGUUACAUGUGAGAGCACCGCGAAGGGCAAUGACAGGCCUUGGGUGGCAGCGCUGGUGACGUUUGUGGUGAUGGCUGUGGCAGUGGCCCUGCUGGCCCUGGCCUUCUGGUACUGCUACAGGGUGGUCCGCUUCCUCAGACCCAAGGCCAAGCUGCCUGAACAUUUCACAGAGUAGCUGUUGGAUCCCCCAUGCUCCUCCAUCCUGGCCAUACAGAGCAGCCCCCAGCCUGAGGAGGUGUACCAUGAGCUCCGCGUCAUGCCAGGUGGGGCAUAGACAAAGGAGAGCUCAAUCUGUUGGUCGGAAGAACGUAAUACACACAGACUGGGAGAAAACACACAGACCGUCUGGCUGUGUUCGAGAGUAUCAAAACUGUGAAUUGAGACUGACUGACAGAUCUACAAAUAAUAUUGAAAAGUUAUUUACGUUGCAAGGUGAUUUGUUGAUCAGUCAUUCUCGACUCGCCUUUAAAGUCGGCUGCAAUGUCGAACACGACCAAAGUGGGUGGGGAAGAUAUGGGUCAAAAAUAGGAAGUGAGUAGUCCGAUGUGAAGUAAGAAAAGAGAACAAGGACUGAAAUAGAUGGCAGAAAAGAGGACGUGUAUCUUAUUGAGAAUUGAGAAAUAAUAUUCUGACAUCUGGGAUUUAGUGAUUUUUAUUAAUGUUGAUGAAAUGCUAAGAGAGCUACUUACUGUGAUGUGUUUAUUUAUGUGACCUUUAUGUGUAUGAUAAUGAUCAAUAUUGCCUAUCAUUCAUUAUGGCCAUGCAUGGUAAGCCUACACUGGCAUUUUUUGGGGAAUCAUGGCUAUAGGGCAACGGACCAGGAAGGGAGUAUUACAUGGUCUGUGUUUAUGCCUUGAUGCACUCUGUGUUUGUUCCUAUAUGUCUCUGUGUGACUCUGUGUUUGUGCCUAUAUGUCUCUGUGUGACUCUGUGUUUGUGCCUAUAUGUCUCUGUGUGACUGUGUGUUUGUGCCUAUAUGUCUCUGUGUGACUGUGUGUUUGUGCCUAUAUGUCUCUGUGUGACUGUGUGUUUGUGCCUAUAUGUCUCUGUGUGACUCUGUGUUUGUGCCUAUAUGUCUCUGUGUGACUCUGUGUUUGUGCCUAUAUGUCUCUGUGUGACUCUGUGUUUGUGCCUAUAUGUCUCUGUGUGACUCUGUGUUUGUGCCUAUAUGUCUCUGUGUGACUCUGUGUUUGUGCCUAUAUGUCUCUGUGUGACUCUGUGUUUGUGCCUAUAUGUCUCUGUGUGACUCUGUGUUUGUGCCUAUAUGUCUCUGUGUGACUCUGUGUUUGUGCCUAUAUGUCUCUGUGUGACUCUGUGUUUGUGCCUAUAUGUCUCUGUGUGACUCUGUGUUUGUGCCUAUAUGUCUCUGUGUGACUCUGUGUUUGUGCCUAUAUGUCUCUGUGUGACUCUGUGUUUGUGCCUAUAUGUCUCUGUGUGACUCUGUGUUUGUGCCUAUAUGUCUCUGUGUUUGUGCCUAUAUGUCUCUGUGUUUGUGCCUAUAUGUCUCUGUGUUUGUGCCUAUAUGUCUCUGUGUUUGUGCCUAUAUGUCUCUGUGUGACUCUGUGCUUGUUCCUAUAUGUCUCUGUGUGACUGUGUUUGUGAAGGAUAUUAAAGGACCAAUGCAGCCAUUUUUAUCUAAAUAUCAAAUCAUUUAUGAGUAACAAUGAGAGUAAGGUACUUCAAUUAAAAUAGUUAAAAGGAAACAAAUAGCUUUUUAUCAAAUAGCAACUUCUUAAUCAAGACAUUUGCUAGGACUGUCUGGGAGUGCUUUAGGCAAAAACAGAAAAUGAACCGUUAUUGGCAGAGAGGUUUGGAACUCUUUCUUAUUGGUCUAUUAACUAAUUUACCACAUGGUGAUGUUACCAUGGAAGGCCAAAACUCCAUCCUACAUAAAAAGGCUGAAAUUUCAGACGGUCUUUUCAAACAGCUCUUAUACUUAAAGGACAUUAAUAUAAUUUUCAUAUUUUCACAGUAUUAUUCCAAGCUCAUAGUGUGGAAAUUUAAAACACAGGUAACUCACGUUUUUGACUGCAUUGGCCCUUUAACAUUGGCCCUUUAACAGUUGAAGGUACUCUAUUAGCACUUGGAAGAUGUCGUUUGACAUUUGAAGUCAUGUUUUAUAGACUUUUUACCAUUUUAUAUAUAUUUUUUUAUUUUACCUUUAUUUAACCAGGCAAGUCAGUUAAGAACAAAUUCUUAUAUUCAAUGACGGCCUAUUGCGGGAGACCACACACACAAACAAGUAAAAAAUGUGCCCAACAGUUAAAAAUGACUUGCCAAGGGAAUAAAUAUAUAUUUUUAAAUGCUCAUAAA